Molecule: messenger RNA, 2810 nt
Organism: Pseudomyrmex gracilis
Lineage: Eukaryota; Metazoa; Arthropoda; Insecta; Hymenoptera; Formicidae
Gene: Stt3A
Product: dolichyl-diphosphooligosaccharide--protein glycosyltransferase subunit STT3A
Exons: 12
Coding region: 295-2412 (705 amino acids)
Biological process (GO): post-translational protein modification
Cellular component (GO): membrane
Molecular function (GO): dolichyl-diphosphooligosaccharide-protein glycotransferase activity
Source: RefSeq, a predicted model, not a curated record
UAUGUCACCGGUCGGUAAUUUUGUGUACGUGGUCGCUCGCGAAUUUAUUUUCGGAGUCGUUUAAAUGUGUAAAUGUACAAUCUCGAAGAAGCACCGAAUGAUCGAAUAUUAAAAAUUUGUUUUUCUUCUACGAUUUGAUUCUCGUUGCGCAAAUGAUCGCGCAAAUGCAGAUGUUUAUUUGUCAAUUUUAAUUAUAACCUUUAACCACACACACAUGUGUUCGGUGUUUGUUUAAAUGUUGUAAAACUCAGAACUUGUUUUUGUUAAAAUUAUUGUGCAACUUUCUACACAAACAUGGCGUUAUUGACGAAAGCGAGAGGUCUGCACAUGAAUGCUCAGAAGCAAGAGACGUUAUUAAAGUUAACUGUACUUUCUCUAGCAGCAAUUUUAUCAUUUGCAACACGUUUGUUCUCGGUACUGAGAUUUGAAAGUGUUAUUCACGAAUUUGAUCCAUAUUUCAAUUAUCGCACAACAAAAUACUUAGCCGAAAAUGGAUUUUAUAGUUUUCAUAAUUGGUUCGACGAUAGAGUUUGGUAUCCACUUGGCAGAAUAAUAGGCGGAACCAUAUAUCCCGGUCUGAUGAUAACUUCAGCAGCGAUAUACAGGAUUUCUUGGUUGCUAAAUAUUACGUUAGAUAUACGCAACAUUUGUGUCUUUCUUGCUCCGUUAUUUUCAAGUUUAACAACAAUCAUCACUUAUCUGCUUACCAAAGAAUUAAAGGAUUCCGCGUCAGGUCUAUUCGCAGCUGCAAUGAUCGCAAUCGUACCUGGAUAUAUAUCUCGAUCGGUUGCAGGAUCUUACGACAAUGAAGGCAUAGCGAUUUUCUGUAUGUUGUUCACAUACUACAUGUGGAUCAAAGCUGUAAAGACGGGAGCAAUAUCUUGGGCCACAUGCGCUGCCCUAGCUUAUUUCUACAUGGUAUCUUCGUGGGGCGGAUACGUCUUUUUAAUUAAUUUAAUCCCGUUACACGUGUUAACUCUGAUGGUGACCGGUAGAUUUUCUCACAGGAUAUACAGCGCGUACAGCAUUCUUUAUUGUUUAGGCACAAUUCUUUCUAUGCAAAUUUCAUUCGUUGGUUUCCAACCGGUUCAAAGUUCCGAACAUAUGCUUGCAUUGGGUGUCUUUGGUCUCUGUCAGAUACACGCAUUGGUAGAUUAUUUGCGUAGUAAAUUAUCACAAAAUGAAUUUGAAAUAUUAUUCCGCGCUCUGUUAAUUGUGGUAGUCUCGGCGUCGUGCGUAGUCGGUGGUAUUUUAACCAUCACAGGAAAAAUAUCACCAUGGACCGGACGGUUUUACUCUCUGCUCGAUCCGUCAUACGCAAAGAAUCACAUUCCAAUAAUCGCUUCAGUUUCGGAACAUCAGCCGACAUCAUGGAGCUCUUUCUACUUUGAUUUGCAGAUACUUGUAUUUUUGUUCCCGUCGGGCUUAUACUUCUGUUUCUCCAAAUUAACAGACUCAAACAUUUUCUUGAUUUUGUACGGAGUUACCAGUUUAUAUUUUGCAGGUGUGAUGGUACGUUUAAUGUUGGUGCUCGCUCCAGUAAUGUGCAUUUUGGGCGGAAUCGGAGCAUCCUCUCUGUUAAGUACUUACAUGAAGCAAAUCGAAAGUGGAAAAGUUGUCGACAAGAAAGCUAAGAAGUUCGAGAGCAACUAUGUUCUAAAGAGUGAAGUUGCCACAUUUUUCGUCGUAGUGAUGUGUAUACUUUUCAUCUCUUACACUUUUCACUGCACAUGGGUUACGGCAGAAGCUUACAGCUCGCCCAGCAUUGUAUUGUCCGCACGAUCGCCUGACGGCGGACGGAUGAUUUUUGAUGAUUUCAGAGAAGCUUAUUAUUGGCUACGUAUGAACACUCCUGAAAAUGCUAAAGUGAUGUCUUGGUGGGAUUACGGAUAUCAGAUAACCGCAAUGGCGAAUCGUACUAUUUUGGUAGAUAAUAACACAUGGAAUAAUACGCACAUAUCAAGAGUCGGUCAGGCAAUGGCAAGUUCCGAGGAGAAGGCUUAUGAGAUCAUGAGAGAGUUGGAUGUCAACUACGUUCUUGUGAUUUUUGGAGGACUUACCGGUUACUCGUCGGAUGAUAUAAACAAGUUCCUAUGGAUGGUGCGCAUUGGUGGAAGUACGGAGAAAGGAAAAUCUAUAACCGAAUGGGAUUAUUAUAACUCCGCGGGCGAAUUUCGAGUGGACAAAGAGGGAUCCCCAGUUUUGCUCAACUGUCUCAUGUACAAAAUGUGUUACUACAGAUUCGGCCAAGUCUACACAGAAGGCGGUAAGCCGUCAGGUUACGACCGAGUGAGAAAUAUGGAGAUCGGAAACAAAGAUUUCGAAUUGAACACGCUGGAGGAGGCAUAUACCACGGAACACUGGCUCGUACGAAUUUACAAAGUGAAGGAUCUACGAAACAGAGGGGCUUAAAUGUUAUUCCAACAUUCUAAUUUGCAUUUGGUCACAUCUAUUGCCAUAACUUUGUAAAUUUUUUGAUAUUUACGUUCGCGCUUAGAUACGAAUUUCGCAAUUCGGUUUAUUUAGCGGUCGCGACAGUCAGACUGUAAACGAAAUUUUUAUAAAACUAAAAAUUACGUAAAGAUAAAAAAAAAGAAAAAAAAAAAGAAACGAUACCAGUAUAUCGAUACUUGCAGUUUAUUGCAAUUUUGAAAAGUUGUAUAUUUAGUAUGUAUGUAUUUUGACAGUAAGCCUGUUAAAACAUCGUAUAUGAUAUAUCGAAUAACAUGACUAGUAAUGUAUGUUUGUUUAUGAAUAUUAGCACAUAUGCAAGUGUAUUACAAACGUAAGAGAAGAUAGUCGUCAUUUCC